Molecule: messenger RNA, 719 nt
Organism: Rhopalosiphum padi (bird cherry-oat aphid)
Lineage: Eukaryota; Metazoa; Arthropoda; Insecta; Hemiptera; Aphididae
Exons: 5
Coding region: 278-655 (125 amino acids)
Source: RefSeq, a predicted model, not a curated record
ACAGGUAGGUACCUAUCAUAAAUUCAUAGUAAUUUCUGUGGUUUUUUUAAUAUUUAUUUUUUAAUUGAAUAUUGUUUGUGAUUUAUUCAAACCUCCGACUUAAUUAUUAUUAUAGAAUCGAUAAAAUAUCUACGUUAAAUAAAUUUAAACAUUUUGAUUAUGAAUUUUUCAAACUAAUUUAGGCAUUAUUGUUUCGUUUUUGAUUUUAUAUUUUGUUUACAAUUGGUUAUAGGUAAUUUAAUAUAACAUAUUUUGUUAUAAUAAUUGGUCAAAUAGAAUGUCGUCAAAUAUAAAUAAAAAUGCUCAUACUACCAAGUUAAGAGGUAAUGAAAUAUCAAUAUAUCAUUCCCAACAUCGACCAAACAAUGAUUCUGGCCGAAAGAACGAUUCUGUAGCGUCUGGUUGUUCACCGAUUUCAAAUUCAAAAAUAAUAUCUGAACCACAAAGAAAUAAAUGUGGAGGCAGAGGAAUGGCCAUUCAACAACUAUCUGAAUCUAUGUCUUCAAAAUGCAGUAUAAAAAAUUCAAAUUCGGACUUUUCAAACUCAAACAUAGAACGUUAUUUCAAGAGUCUUCAAGAAGAAAACUUAAGAAAACUUAAGGAAGAAAAUGAAAAGAUAUGGGGAAAAUGUAUACAGUCAUAUAAGAGUACAUAACAUGUAAUUGGUAAAAUACAUUGUUUAAUUGUAUAAUAUAUUAAUAAACAAACUUACACAAAAA